Biomphalaria glabrata is the source of this 4015-nucleotide messenger RNA. RefSeq names its product protein DD3-3-like. The transcript is spliced from 16 exons. NCBI's taxonomy places the organism in Eukaryota, Metazoa, Mollusca, Gastropoda, Planorbidae. The record is from RefSeq and is a predicted model, not a curated record. Bases 169 to 2478 code for a protein of 769 amino acids.
AUAUAGGCUAGGCAUUAUCUGUUUACCAACACAAUCCGAUCUAGAUUCUAGAUCUAGAUUCUAUAUCAGUAUAUAGACUAUAAAUAGAUCUAGAUCUAGACUAUAAUAUAGGAUAGACUAGAGUAGCCUAGAUCUAAAGGGUUAAAAAAAAUCAAGAGGGAAGAAACAAUGAUGUUUGAAAAGUAUCUGCUUUCAUCAAGUAGUUAUGGGGUUUUAGUUUACAUGAUAUUAACAUCCAGUGUGAAAUGUGAUAUAUACCUUCAUAACCCCAGAGGAAGUAAUAAUCGACUAGAUGAACAGACUAGAGAAAGGACCAAUGGGAACAACAAUUUUGAUUCCCAGAACAAUGACAGGGGAGGAUACAAUGUUGGAUCUUUGUUGUAUUACCAAGGCUCCAUAUUGUCCAUAGAAUGGACCAACCAGCACUCCUGUCAUGGCCCAAAUAACAACUGUGAACUGAUCCUUCAGUACAUGUGUGACAGUGAUGUGAGAGAUGGUGUAACUACCACAACAAUUCCAGCUAAUCGUGCUCAGUGUGAGAAUUACAACUGUGACAUGGACAGACGGUACCGAAUGCAUGAAAAUUAUGCUUACUAUCAAGAGUGUAGUUUAAGGGAGAGAAACAAAGGACUAUUUACUGCAGAUCAAAAUCUAAAAAAUCAAAACUCAGCACGCAGCACACGUCAGAAUCCUCAGGCAACUAGACGGGGCUAUGAGUGUCCAGAAGAGAGAGAUUACUAUCCAUACUGGCAUCCUUCCCCUUGGGUGGAUAUAGCAGUGCUGACAAAUGAUGUGUCACGUUGUUAUUAUUACAGAAAUGAAAGCCAAAAUGUCAAAUCAAGAUGGGCAUGUGUCUUUCCUCCUGCUGUGAUGGAACUUAUAAAUAACAAACUUGUUCUUCCUAACAACAAGAAUGCUUGUGAGACAUUUGAAUUACCUAAAAACAUUGAUAGUGAAAUACGUAAGCCAGUCUGGAAAGAGUUUCCAGCUCAUGGAGUGCCUGCUCCUGAGUGUCGAGAGACAGAAUAUAGUAGGGACAACCAUCUGGGCAAUGGUUAUGGUGGCCACCCACUCAUGUACAACUGGACCAUCCCUAACUACCUGGAGCAUGAGAGCUGUGUCCUCAGAAUCAGAUACAAUAUAUCAACCAAUGAUUAUUCACCUUGGAAUACUUAUGCUGCAGAUAAUGGGAAGAUUCAAUUAGCCCCUACUUUAGGUUUCAACAAUGAAACCCAAGCUUCUUCAAGAGGUUACAUCUUUAAAACAAACCCUGAAGUGAACAUUUUUCCUGGAACCGGUAUCAAUUUAAGCCUUCGCCUGGCUAUUAAUACAGCCCAGUAUGGCAGAGUUUUCCAGGAUAGGUCACACACAUUCGCAGUGCGCAAACGCCCAGAUGAUCUCACUGACUGUAACAUAUACAACUUGAAUGUUCGAGGCAAAAGGGGCAACAUAGUUCAGGUGUACCCUGGUGUUGAGUAUGACUUUGUGCCCAAUGAUCUGAACAUGGGUGUUGGAGAAUGUGUUCAUAUCCAGUGGACAGGUUCCAACACUAAUCCUGGCAAUAAUGAUGGUCAAGGUCUUGCUGGCACUGACAGAAAUAAUAUAGUUCUCCUGGGGCAUCAACCAUUUUCUGAUGGUGUUCAGAGGAGUGGAAUUUAUGGACAUUAUAGUUUGAAUUUACCAAUGAGGGCUGAAAAUAUGACCUUCCUUGGUUGGUCUAAAGAGGAUGCUAUGACUCUAGCUUUUUCUGAUCCAGGCCAGUUUCGAGGUGAAGUUUCUGAGUUGGAUGACGCUGGCACAUACUUCAACCUCCAGCCUAGGAAAGUGACAGCCAAGGGAACUUACCAUUACAUGAGCACAAGAAACAACAAUUUUUCCAACAGAGAUCAGAAGGGCAAGAUAACUGUGUCAUCAGAUAGCUUUGCAGCUCGAGCCAUUGGUAAAAUGGGAGGAACUUUAACACUGGAACCAGGGUUAGCCAAACUGGUAGUGCAAGAGGACACAUUUGGUACACUGCAAAAUGUUAGAAUAGUCAAGAUGAGUGUUGAAGAUGGAAAGGCUGCCCUUAGUGCUGCCAACAGAGAACUUACACAGGGGGAUAGUUAUGCAAGUGACUUCUUUGUCAUUCAUCCCGAAGAACUAAUCUCUGAGGAAGGAAAGUCCUUCACCUUGGAACUGAAACUAAAUGAUGACUCCAGCGGUGUAGAAGUGUACCAUGCUGUCCAGUUUUCUGGUUGGUCCAAAGUUAAUGCUGACAUUGGCAGUGGUGUGGCCAAAUUGCAGGCCACCAGGGGAGGGGUCUAUGUGGCCCGUAAGGAAACAAAUGUUGGAAUGAUCGUCGGAAUAGUUAUUGCUUGCAUCGUUGUGGUGGCUAUCAUUGUGGCAUCUGUGAUUUAUUUUAGGAGAAACCCUAAGAAGUGGCAGGCAAUAGGGAAGACUUGCAGGGCAGCCAAAAGAUCAACACAGAGCAAAGUUUAAGUGUUAGAAAACAUGAUGUCAACCACAAGGUCAAUGUCAAUAAAAUACAAAACCAUUCCUGUAUAUUUUUGGAGGGAAACAAUUACAUGGAUUAUACGCCAUUUUUUUAAAAAUUGUAAUUUAUGGCUCUUUGCAGAGUGAUAGAUGCUGGUCAUCUAAUUAUAUAUGUCAUGUCAACUAUUCAUGAGGCAUAAUGGCCCAAUUGUUAAGGUUUCUAUUUCCUGGUAGUUUAAAUCCUAGUGAAGACUAGGAUUUUAAAUUUAGGAUUUCAGUAUGUCUUAUCUUAUAUGAUACAAACGUUACUUCAAAAAAGAAGAUGAUUACGUCCUACAUGUCAUGCAGAAUAUGUCCUCAAGUUCAGUCACCUUCAGUAAGUGCCUUACAUGGAAAUGUAGAUGCUAUAUGAUAUGCUUGUUAUCUGUUACAUAUACACCAUUUACCAUAUUGACAUUCAUGAGUCUUGAAGCGAGCCUAAACUUUUAACUUUAUAAAUAUAGUACAUAAUUUAUUCCUAUGUUCAUCAAUGCAUUCAUUUAAAAAAAUAAAAAAACAAUCCUCUUGUAAUAAAUAAUUUAAAUAUUCAUGUUUUAGAAAAAAAAAGAAAAUGUUUUACCAUUAAAUCUCAUUGUGAUUCACAUUUUUGCCUAUGAAACAGUCUGUUUUGUAUAAUUUAUUUCAUCUACUGUAGACUACCCAUACUGGUUCCAUUUUUAGGACUAGAAACUUUUUAUGUCAUUUAUUCUGAGUCUUAUUAAUUAUAUAGAUACCUGUUUGCCUACUUUUUGUAAGUUCAUUCACAAGGAGGGAUGCUGGUAAUGAUGUUCAGAAAUGUGCAGACAUUAUUUCCCCCUUAAGUUAUAUGUUCAGAAAUAAUUUUAUUUUUGAAUCCAAUAAUAACUUCUUGGGUGUUAAAAAGUAACAUGGAAAAAUUGGUACCAUAACCCGUUCUCCUUGAGUAUAUAUAUAUCUAAUUUAUCAAUAUUUUGGUAAUUUAUAAAAUGGUUUUUAUAAAUGGUUUAUUGUGAGUUUUUUUUAUUUUAAAAGUGCCAGACUUUUAACUCUUCACUUUUUUUGUAAACUUUUGAAUAUUAUUUAUCAAUGCUUUCAUUAAAAAGAAUUCCUGUUAAGAAAUAAGUUAAAUAUUUGUUUUAGAAAGAAAAAAAAAAAGAGAAAAUGUUUUAUUUACCAUUUAAGCUCAUUUUGAUUCAGAUUCUACCUAUGAAACAUUCUGUCUUGUACAAUUUAUCAAUGUUUUGUUCAUUGUAACUUGGUUUUUAUCAAUGGUUUACUGUGAACUUUUGAUUUUUAAAAGUGCCAUACACUUUUUUUUAAAGCUUCUUUUUUUUUUGUAAAUAUUUGCAGAAAAUCAAGAACAUUUUUUUUAAAAUUUGUAUAAAAUAUUAACAAUGUUAAGAAGAUUAAUGCUUUGUAUUUCAUGUAUGUAAUUUUGUUUUAAGUUUACUGUAUUAUUAUUAUAUACAUUGUUCAAAACAUUCCACUAAAUUUGUAAUAAAAUUACUGCAGGCAGUCAUCAAAA